GAGUUUUCUCUUAUUUGCUCACAGUGUAUUCUUAGUAGGAUGUACCAGGAUAAGUAUCAGGACAUGUUUCUGUAGUCUGAGCUGCUGAUUUCUCUCAGGGAAUCAGAAGAUCUAUCAGAGAACAGCAAGGUGAGUGAUUAUGUGUGAUACUUAGGCUGCAGUAAAACUACUGUAUAAUAUAUAAUUGAAUAAUAUAAUAAUGCUUAAUGCCUAAUCUACGUAUAGAUUUUGUUUGAUUUAUUUAGUUGUGACUUAAUUUGAAGAAAUUCAACUUUGAUUUAGUUAUGGAUUUUGUGUUGUUACAAAAUAGUUUUUACACAGUCCAAUAUGUUGGUAGAGCUUUUAUCUUUGUGACUGGUAUAUACCGUAAUUAAAAUGAUGAUAAUGAAAAUAAAUAAGGGAUACUGGAUUUUACCCUUAAUCACUUGAGUGUCCUUCAAACCCUGUACAUUCAGUGUACUUUUAUUGUUUCUGGUUCAUUGACAAAUGCUGACACAUUGUGUUACUCUAGCUGCCAUGACAACAUGCAGAAGAUUGCUACUGCUCCUUGGAUUCGUGGGAUCCAUGUUUCUCAUCAUAUUGACCUCUCACCAAUGGGACAUGUCAAAAGAAAAAAGAGUGGAGAAGAUCCAUCAUCUACAGGAACUGAGAAAGCAGCUGCUAAGAGAAGUGUGUGAUGGUGACAAAGAGGCAUUUUCUGAGGGGAAGCACACCGUAGAAGACAUGAGUGACAAAGAGCUGGAGAACCUCAUUGUGGAUGACAGACAUGGAAUCAUUUACUGUUACAUUCCCAAGGUGGCGUGCACCAACUGGAAAAGGGUUAUGUUUGUCCUGAACCAGAGCGAGCCAUAUCAUGACCCCAUGUCCAUACCCGGUGACGUGGUCCACAUGCGCGGCAAGCACACUCUGCUAAACAGCUUCCCAAGAAUAGAGAGGAAGGCAAAGCUGAACCACUACACCAAGUUCCUGUUUGUGCGGGACCCAUUUGUCCGCCUCAUCUCCGCCUAUCGAGACAAGUUCCAGCGGCACAAUGAGUACUACUAUGAGAAAUUUGCCCGUUACAUUCUGCGCCAGUAUGGCAACCUGUCUGACCCACCACAGACAGAGGAUGAGGCGUUCGCAUCCGGCGUACGCCCCUCGUUUUACAACUUUAUUCAGUACCUGUUGGACCCGAGGACAGAGAAGCGAGAGCCCCUUGAACCCCACUGGAGGCAGAUGCACCGCCUGUGCCACCCCUGCCACAUACAGUAUGAUUUUGUUGGCCAUCAGGAGACUCUUCAGGAGGAUGCUAAGCAGCUGCUGAAGAUCUUACAGCUGAAGGACGUCAUCAACUUCCCUCCUUCCUAUGAAAACAUGACUUCCCCGGAUUCUGUGUUGAACUGGUUCAGAACAGUGCCUCUAGAGGACAGGAGGAAGCUGUACAAGCUCUAUGAAGGUGACUUUAGGCUUUUUGGCUACAGAAAGCCGAUUCAGUUGCUUGAUGAUUGAGAUGAAGUCAUGAUUGAACUUCACUUGUCCCUAUGCAGACAGUAGGCAUAACCACAAUAUUUACCUCUGAGCAAACCCUAACAAAUCACAAAGGAAAAUGCAAAUGUUUGGCAUUCUCUAAUACAGGAAUUAUAUGUCAUUACAUAAUGGUUGUCUUCAUGCAUUGGUUUACUAAUUUUGCACAUUCUUAACUUUUCUACUGUACACCACUGAAAUCUGUUGGCUAAAAGCAU
Messenger RNA from Morone saxatilis (striped sea-bass), 1721 nucleotides. Its product is annotated as carbohydrate sulfotransferase 12-like. Bases 487 to 1488 code for a protein of 333 amino acids. Gene Ontology annotation, biological process: proteoglycan biosynthetic process; carbohydrate biosynthetic process. Gene Ontology annotation, cellular component: membrane. Gene Ontology annotation, molecular function: sulfotransferase activity. Lineage: Eukaryota; Metazoa; Chordata; Actinopteri; Moronidae. The transcript is spliced from 5 exons. The record is from RefSeq and is a predicted model, not a curated record.